Messenger RNA from Fusarium venenatum, 807 nucleotides. RefSeq lists its product as uncharacterized. The record is from RefSeq and is a predicted model, not a curated record. Gene Ontology annotation, molecular function: protein binding. NCBI's taxonomy places the organism in Eukaryota, Fungi, Ascomycota, Sordariomycetes, Hypocreales, Nectriaceae.
AUGCUUUUAAUGCCUAGGCAUCAUGCUGGCCUAAUUGGCCCAGCAUUUGGUCUUGAAAUGGACCGUCUCUCGUAUCAAACUCGAGAAUGCUCCACGAGUCGACCAAUCUGGCAACUUAGGCCUCCGCCUGUCGCCAGCGUUUCAAUAAUAGAGCGUCUUCCCACAGAAGCUAGGGAUAUCAUCUUAUCACAUUUGGACUAUCAGUCUCUGAUCUUCCUUUCUAUGGUGAAUCGACACUUUCAUCGUUCAGUAAUUCCUCAGCAAGUAGCAAGUCCGCUGGACAAGUUUUCAUUCAUUAUGAGAGCGGCGAAGGACUUCCCGCAGCAUCGGCCUAGCGAGAAAAGAAAUAAACACCAACCAGGAAACUCCGAAUGUUACUAUUGCUUCCGUGUCAAAGCUCCGGAACACUUCGACGUUCUUCAAGCCACAAUAGCAUAUUUCGACCCACAAGGCCGAGUCGUAUCGGGUCGGUUUCCCAGGCCCGAGGACAAGCCUGCGGAGCUGCGUCGAUUCUGUAUCGAAUGCGGGAUCAGGACAGGGCUUCAUCAACCUUCUGAUUGUCUUGAAACAAAGACAGGCCAAAACCUCUGGGUCUGUAGUUGUCCAAGAGUGUGGCAGAAACUCGAGUGCUUGCGUUGCCCCGACUGUUCUUCCACAUGUCCGUUGCGACCAAAGAAGAAGUGGGCAUCUGGACGAUGUAUACACUUGGAAGACACGGGUAUGCAUGUCUAUGGAGACUCCAACCAUGAACCGGACGAAUCCGGCGGCUUGUUGAAGAAACAUGGGUGCCAGUUUGGCCAGGGAUAG